Messenger RNA from Motacilla alba alba, 5722 nucleotides. RefSeq names its product SH3GL interacting endocytic adaptor 1 (gene SGIP1). Lineage: Eukaryota; Metazoa; Chordata; Aves; Passeriformes; Motacillidae. The record is from RefSeq and is a predicted model, not a curated record. Gene Ontology annotation, biological process: clathrin coat assembly; synaptic vesicle endocytosis; clathrin-dependent endocytosis. Bases 546 to 3092 code for a protein of 848 amino acids. Gene Ontology annotation, cellular component: cytoplasm; clathrin-coated pit; clathrin-coated vesicle. The transcript has 26 exons.
CGCGCUGGGCACGGGGGGAGGCAGCGAGCCCGUGCCCGGGGGGCUCGAGCCGUUCCUAAAUUAGAUAAUAACGCUGAUAAUGAUAAUAAUGAUGAUGAUGAUGGUGCGAUCAAACCCUCCCCUCCCCCUAAUCCCGAGCGCUCGGAGGCUCAGCCGAGCGGCAGGGUGGUGAUAUAAUAUCGAGCCCGUCAGGUUAUUUGCAAUUCCAUCCCCAGCCCUGUGUAGGCAGCUGGGGCUGCGCGAAUUCCCGGUUUUCCGCGGAGCUGCCGCUUCCUCCAGCCCAGAGCCGGCUGGAUUUGGAUCCCGAGAUCCCGAUUUUCAUCCUGCUGUGCUGCGCAGGGGAUGGAGCCGGGGCUGUGCGGCUGCCGGAGGGGGUUCGGUGGCUUUCCCCGGGUGGAUGAGCAUCGCUGCAGCGGGAAACGAGGGAAUCGCGGCUCCGGAUGAUUUUUUUCUGGCCGAGCCGUGGAGAUGCGGGUCGGGGGAAGGAGGAGGAGGAGACGCUGGAUUGGGGUUUCUCGGCAUAAAAAAGGGGAUGGGGAGGAAAUAUGGGCUCCAGGCACAGGAUGCUUCAGGGAGCUGUGUCUGAUCCUGUGUGGGAAAAGCCCCUGGGCAUGACAGGAAUUUUAUCCUCUGUCGUCUGUCUCGGCCCUGCUUCUUUCCUCAUUUCUUCACCCCCAGCCCAUGCAGGACUGAAAAAGCGCACCAGGAAGGCCUUUGGCAUACGCAAGAAAGAAAAGGACACUGACUCCACAGGGUCACCAGACAGGGAUGGCAUCAAGAAAACCAACGGAGCCCCAAAUGGAUUUUAUGCAGAGAUCGACUGGGACAGAUAUAACUCACCUGAGCUGGAUGAGGAGGGAUACAGCAUCCGACCUGAGGAACCAGGAUCUACCAAAGGAAAGCACUUCUACUCCUCCAGCGAGUCGGAGGAGGAGGAGGAGGCGCACAAGAAGUUCAACAUCAAGAUCAAGCCCCUGCAGGCCAAGGACGUCCUGCGCAGCGCCGCCACCGUGGACGAGCUCAAGGCCUCCAUCGGCAACAUUGCACUUUCUCCAUCCCCCGUGAGGAAAAGUCCGCGGCGCAGCCCGGGAACGAUUAAAAGGAAUUUAUCCAGUGAGGAGAUCACGCGGCCCCGGCGCUCCACGCCCACGCCAGACCCCGCCAGCAAGAAGCCCGGGGAGGAUCCGGCGGCGCUGGCCCCGCUCUUCGGGCCCCCGCUGGAGUCGGCCUUCGAGGAGCACAAGCUGGAGGCUGCUCUGGACCAGCCUGAGAUAUGGGGGUCGGUCCAGCCCAUCAACACAAACGUAGAGUCCCCGAAACUUCCAAGACCUUUUCCAACUGGAACCCCUCCGCCGCUCCCCCCGAAGAACAUCCCGGCCACGCCGCCGCGCACCGGCUCCCCCCUGCCCCCGGCCAUCGGAGGGGACCAGGCAGCAGCAGAGCCCAAACGGGACAAACCCCCGUCCAUCAAUGACUUGGACAGCAUUUUUGGCCCCGUGCCGUCCCCCAAAUCUGCUGCUGCCGCCGCGGAAGACAAGUGGGUCAAUUUUUCCGAUCAGUCCCCGGAGAACGCGCCUCCGCAGUUGUCGCCCCGGGAGCGAGCGCCGUCCCCGGCGGCGGCCGCGGGCAGCCCGGCCAGCGCUCCGGCCGAGCCUCCCCGCCCGCUGCCCUCGCCGCUGCAGCUGGAAGACGCUCCCAAGAAGCUUCCCGAGCAGCCCCAGCUUAAGGAUGAUUCCGCCGAGCCGGUCGCCUCUCCCAAAGAUUUUGGGCCGGGCCAAAGAGCCACCCCGCCGCCCCCUCCGCCGCCCACCUACCGCGCGGUGGUGUCGUCCCCCGGACCGGGCGCCAGCACGGGAAGCACCAGCGGUUCCUCGUCCCCGGCCCGCCCCGGCACGCCGCUGGCCACGUGUGGCACCCCCCCGCCGCCACCACCCCGGCCCCCGUCCCGGCCCAAGCUGCCCCCGGGCAAACCCCCCGUCAGCGAUGUGUCCAGGCCUUUUAGCCCUCCCAUCCACUCCUCCAGCCCUCCUCCGAUAGCACCUUUAGCCCGUGCUGAAAGUACUUCUUCCAUCUCUUCCACCAAUUCCCUGAGUGCAGCCACCACUCCCACCGUUGAGGAUGAUGCUUUUGUUGACAAACUGCCCGCGUUUGAAGGGCGCAGUGAAACGCCGGCAGAGAAUGAACAGCCUUCCCUCGUUUGGUUUGACAGAGGAAAGUUUUAUUUGACUUUCGAAGGCUCGUCGAGGGGCCCCAGCCCCCUGACCAUGGGGGCACAGGACACCCUGCCCGUGGCCGCCGCCUUCACCGAAACCGUCAACGCGUACUUCAAAGGGGCUGACCCCAACAAGUGCAUCGUGAAGAUCACGGGGGAGAUGGUGCUGUCCUUCCCGGCGGGCAUCACCCGACACUUUGCCAACAACCCCGCCCCAGCCGUGCUUACCUUCCGCGUGCUCAACUUCAACCGGCUGGAGCACGUCCUGCCAAACCCCCAGCUCCUCUGCUGUGACAACGUGCAGAGUGACUCCAACUCCAAGGAGUUCUGGGUCAACAUGCCAAAUCUGAUGACUCACCUAAAGAAGGUAUCGGAGCAGAAACCUCAAGCCACCUAUUACAAUGUGGAUAUGCUCAAAUACCAGGUGUCUGCCCAGGGUAUUCAGUCUACUCCAUUAAACCUUGCAGUGAGCUGGCGGUGUGACCCUGCAAGCACUGACCUGCGCAUCGACUACAAAUACAAUACAGAGGCAAUGACCACGCCUGUAGCUCUAAACAACGUCCAGUUCCUCGUCCCCGUCGACGGAGGAGUAACCAAACUUCAAGCUGUGCUUCCUCCUGCUGUCUGGAAUGCUGAACAGCAAAGGAUAUUGUGGAAGAUCCCUGAUAUCUCCCAGAAGUCAGAAAAUGGAGGUGUGGGGUCGCUGCUGGCGCGGUUCCAGCUGUCGGAGGGGCCGAGCUCGCCGGCCCCGCUGGCCGUGCAGUUCACCAGCGAGGGCAGCACCUUGUCCAGCUGCGACAUCGAGCUGGUGGGCGCCGGCUACCGCUUCUCCCUCAUCAAGAAGAGGUUUGCGGCAGGUAAAUAUUUGGCGGAUAACUGAUGGAAGCUUAUGCAAGUCCAUGGAAAAUACUAUGGAAAAUACCCAAGGACUGCUGUGCGUGGAACGGGUUUUAAUUACAGUUUAAGGAAAAUGAACUAAAUCCUGCACUCGGGACAUUUCUGUUGGAAGUGUCGACAACUUUCAGCAUUUUUUUUCCUUGGAAAACACCGUCUUGACCAGUCCUCCAGUAUUUACUUCUAGAUGUAACAUUGUUAAUGGUUUUAAAAUGUAAUUAUUGUAUUUGUAAAUUGUACUCAUUCCAGUAAGGCUGUAUUUUGGCAGUUAGACACUUGAGUUUUAGCAUUUUACCAUUCAUGAAAUGGAUGUAAUUUAAACUGUGGUAUAUAAAUCUAAUAGUAGUACUGUUGAAUGGCACAAUGCUUACAGAGGUAGAUUGCAUUUUGUCAAUAUAUACAAUUUAAAUACGAUACUGGUAGCUGUUAUGAAGGGGGUGCCUCAUCAAAAGAGAGUUCAGUAGGGCCCACAGGCUGAUUUAAUUUUCCUUCAGUCCUUAGUACGUCUCACAGCAAUCAAUACAAACCUUCAGGUUUAGCUGGUUUAACUCCAGAAAAAUAUUCUUGGAAAGGUGGAGGUUCCUAGGACAGUCUCCCAGGAAGGAAAUCUCACUUCUGCAAGGAGUAUUAACUCCAAAUCUCCACCCCUGUGCUCUCUUACAGCUGCAGAUUUCCUGUUGGAAUCCCAGCAGCUCUUCCCUGCCCCGUGCCCGUGUAUUUUGUGGGGACACAGAUGAGGAAAGAAGCAGCAGAGAGGCUGGGUGGUCCCUCUGAGCUCCCAGCACUGGCACAAAAUGCCACUGUUGGGUUCAAGGAUGCGUUUUCCGAGCUGCCUCUGGACUCUCGGUUGUGUUUUUAUGUUGCUUUGCUGGCUUUUUUCUGCCUUUCCCCCCCCAUUUUCGAAAGCUCUACGGGUUUAGAAAAUGCUUUAAAGGAUUGCAGCCGCACCUGCUUCUCUAUUUUAGCUCUCAGGCAGGGAAAUGUGUAUGGAAAAACACUGGGAAAGAAUUCCCCAGGGAGCAGGAGCAGCACGGGGGCUGUUGAUAGCAGCCAGGGCAGGAUCCCAGCUCGGCAGCACUGGGAGCAGCUGUCUUGCAGAGAUGGGAAAACACAUGGAAGUGCUAAACUGGAGAAUGGGGGACGGAAUAUUCUCCCUCUGUGCUCUCCCUGUCCCACUGUGGGCUGCUGAUUCCCGUGGAUGUCGGUCUCAUCCCGCUCCUGGCAGCACGGUGAGAGCAUUGGUGGCAUUCAUGGCGCUGCAGCUGCUGAGCUGGGCUGGUGAAACUGGAGAAUUUGGCAAUUCUGGGGAGAAAAGUGAAGGAAUCUUUGUGAAAUUAAUCACAGAUGCACAGAGGAGCAUCCAUGAAUGGGGUGCUGGGACUUUGGGAAUGUGUAAGGUGACAAAAAGUGCUGAUUUUCCAGGUGUUGCCAGGAUCAGAGUGGUGCAUUUACGCUGGAAAACAGCCUGGGCGUGUUGGGAAGUGCUUGCUCAUGGAGCAGUUUGAUGAAGGAAAACAGAGAUCUGUGCCCAUCUAAAGAGAAAAGAAGGAAAUUUGGGGAUAUUUCAGGUGUGAGGUGGCUCCCAGGCUGAGAUGUGGGGGGUGAGCUGUGUGUGAGUUGACUGAAGGCAGCAGCAGGAAAGGAAAAGCACAAUUCACUCCUGCAGCUUCCCACAUCCUCACAGAUUUUGGGAGCCCACUCCCCAGUGUUCCACUCCAUGAAUGAUUCUCCCCCUGAACUGGAAAUUUGUAUAAAAUGUGCAGCUCACCCCUUUCUGACGCAGAAAAAUAGGGGCAAACCCUAAAAAUCAAGUUUAUGGUGUGUACAAUUGUCCAAACCCAUCCUUCCAAAAGAGAUCUAUGGCAUAGACCUGAAAAAAAAAUGGAUUUAUAAUGUAAAUAUUACCAGAACAUAGAGAUUUUACUUUAUAUUUCAUUUGAAAGACAAGGUGUUUACAUUAGCACUGGGUUUUUGAGUGCUUUUUGAACAGAAAAACCCAUAACCCAAAGCUCCCAAGCUCACCCUGUUUGAGCUGGUGAACAAAACAGAGGUCACUUCUUGGGGACACAGCCCUCACAGCCUGGAGAGAGAGAUGGGAACAGCCUGGGACAUUUUGUCCUAUUUCUGGGACAUGUGGGAUGUGCCAGCACUCCCAGCCCCACAGGGACACAGUCCCAGCUCCAGGCACUGGCAGGUGACACCAACCCUGUGACACUGGGACCAAAAGCAGCGAUUUGGGACAGGUUUUUCCAUCCUGUUCUUGCCAGUUUUUGGCACAGGGUUUUCUCAGAGUGCUCUGGGGUCUGUUUGGAGUUUGCUGAGAGCACCUGGCUCCAGAGAGGGACCUGUAGUGCUCAGGGCUUUCGAGCUCCACAGGUUUCACCUUGGGUUUGAGAUAGGAAAAUCUGUGUAUUUUCAGGGAAUUCAUCUGUUUGGGGUUGCCUGGCCCCUCACAGAGAGCAGGGACAUGAAAUGGCACUGAUUUGGUUCCAGACAGAUCCCAGACUGGUUUGGGUGGGAAAGGAUCUUAAAAAUCAUCCUGUUCCACCCCUGCCAUGGCAGGGACACCUCCCACUGUUCCAGGCUGCUCCAGCCUGGCCUUGGGCACUGCCAGGG